AUGCCCCCAGUCAGCGACCGAGUGCUGAACUGGCUCUACAGCGUCCUAACAAACGAAUACCUCGAUGUGAAGCGCACCUACACCGACGUCGCCGACGCGCUUGGCCAGUACCCGUCGCUGGCGCCCAAGACAGAGGUUUACACCUACGAGAACGGCGCACCGGCCCUGCUCCUGCUCGUCAGCGGCACCGUGCCCGUCCAGUUUCGCGGCGCGGUCUACAGAUUCCCGGUAGCGAUAUGGGUGCCGCAGGCGUAUCCCAGGGAGCCGCCGAUGGUCUAUGUCGAGCCGAGUCGCGACAUGCUGGUUCGGCCGGGGCAGCACGUCAGUGCGGAUGGCAGAGUGUACCACCCGUACUUGAGCGGGUGGGGGCAGUUUUGGGAUAAAUCCUCCCUCGUCGACUUUCUUACCGUCCUGCGCGGCGUCUUUGCGAAGGAGCCCCCGGUCGUCGCCAAACAGCCAGAGCCCGCACCACCAGCGGUGCCCCCGCCGCCAGACGAGUGGAGGCGCUCCAUGCAGCCGCAGCCUACCAUGUCUCCAGCACCCAUGAAUCAGGCCACGCCCCCUCCGCCUCCACCAAAACCCCCUAAGCAGGUUGAAGGUGUGAACGGCAGCCCAUCUCCAUAUCCUAAUGGUCAUGUACAACAACAACAGCACCAGGCAGGUCCCCCACUCCCACCAUUGCCUCCCGGUAUGGGAGGACUGCCGAGUUAUGGACAGCAGCAACACAUGCCUCAACGGCAAGCGAGCCUGACAGAAAGGCCUCUACCCCCGACGCCGCAGUCGCAGAUGCAGACUCCACAUCCAUUCCAGGCAGCACAAUUCGAAAACGGCACCCCAGCAAGCCCCAACUUCCCCCACGGCCAAUACGCGGAACCGCCGCUCGCAAGAUACCAGCAACCGCCUCCGCUGCCACCGCAACAAGCGCCAUACUCUGGAUCCCCGGCUCCAAUGCCACCGCAAUACGCCGGUCCCCCUCUACCGCCCAAUGCCCAGUACCCAGGGAACGCCUACCCGCCCCAAGCCGCGUACAUGCCGCCCGCUGCGCAAACAGCGGCACAGCCCGCACCCCCAACCAUGGACCUCCUCACCUCGCCCCUCGACGUAACGCUGCCGUCGCAAAACGCAGACGCAACGCCCCUCCCUGUACCCCCGGUGCCGCCGAACCCGCAAAAAGACGCGCUCCUCCGCGCGCUGUCGACGGCGCUGCGCGCGCAAACAAUCCAAGCAACGCAGGACAACGCGGCGGCGAUCGCGCCGCUGCAGGCGCAGCAGGCUGCGCUGCGGGCCGCGCACGCGAAGCUCCAGGGGGAGCUGGACGCGCUGACGGCGCUGCAGGCGACGCUGGACACGAACGAGCGCGUGCUCCGCGGGGCGAUGGGGCAGGCGGACCGCGUCAUGGAGGAGGCGCGGGGGCGGACGGUCCCGGACGUCGACGACGUGCUUGUUGCGCCUACCGUCGUGGGCGAGCAGCUGUGGCGCGUCGUUGCUGAGGAGAGGGCGCUGGGCGAGGCGAUUUUUGUGCUUGGACGGGGGCUGGAUAGCGGGAGGGUUGGCGCUGAGGGGUUUGUUAGGCAAACAAGAAGUCUAGCCCGCGAGCAGUUCCUCAAGAAGGCGCUGAUCAAGAAGAUAGCGAAGGGCAUGGGGCUGGACGAGGACCCGCAUGGCGUGGGCGCGAGGGGGUUCUAUUCGUAG
Messenger RNA from Aplosporella prunicola CBS 121167, 1692 nucleotides. RefSeq lists its product as uncharacterized. Gene Ontology annotation, molecular function: ubiquitin binding. The record is from RefSeq and is a predicted model, not a curated record. Lineage: Eukaryota; Fungi; Ascomycota; Dothideomycetes; Botryosphaeriales; Aplosporellaceae. Gene Ontology annotation, cellular component: ESCRT I complex. Gene Ontology annotation, biological process: protein transport; protein modification process; endosome to lysosome transport. The transcript is spliced from 5 exons. The coding region runs from base 1 to 1692 and encodes 563 amino acids.